AUGCAACCGGCUGGCUUCAAGGCUGAGAAUGCCUUGAAUAACCCGUCCUCGUCCAUGGGUAUGUCUGGUCCGGCGUACGCGGGAGAAAUCCCACCUCGGGAUAGGGUCAACCACAGGCUAGAAGCUGCGAAACAGGAUAUGCUACCGCGGGUCAAGUUGGAGAUACCCAGUAUCAACCAGCGCCCCUUUUCGCCUGCUCAGCCCCUGGUCGGGCCCGGACAUCUUGAUGAGACAGCUGGUUCUUCGUUUGGACAUGAUCACCGGGAUGAGCACGAACGGGAGGAGACGAUUAGUCCUGAUGAUGAUAAGGAUAUGAUGGGGAGCGAUGACAACAAUAGAUCGCCGUCGUUGGAGAAGAAGAAAAUGAAGCGAUUCCGCUUAACACAUAACCAAACACGUUUCCUGAUGAGCGAGUUCACUCGCCAGGCACAUCCAGAUGCUGCUCAUCGAGAGCGCCUUUCGAGAGAGAUCCCUGGUUUAACUCCUCGUCAAGUACAAGUCUGGUUCCAAAAUAGACGAGCAAAGCUCAAGCGUCUGACCACGAAUGAUCGCGAGAGAAUGCUUAAAUCUCGGGCCCUCCCUGACGAUUUCGAUACCACAAAAGUCCUUCGCACGCCUUUUGAAGGCAAGUCAACAGGUGUUACUCCAGUGGCGUCUCCACAAGGCUACGCAGCCCCAAAUCCGGAUUUCGGGGCCUUGAGAACACUGCGUACUGAAUGUUUCCCCCGACCAAAUGAAGACGAGUACCUCGUUUCGCCUCUCAGCUCUGCGUCGACCGCAGGAACCUACAUGUCCUCGACUGCGGGACGAAAUGACGGUCUGAAUCAGUCGAACAUGAUGUUCCGUCCUGCAGCUUCUGCCUCCAUGAACGAUUUGCAUAGAACCAUUCGCAACGAUUACCCUGUCACCAGAUCGAGCAGCCUAUCCGAUGCUUCUGCUCACCCUUCUCCUUACGCAUAUCAGAUGCCCAACCGCUUCGCAGGACCUCAGGCAAACCAGCCAGGUCUGCCUUAUAUGAGACGUCCCAUGGAAUAUUCUAUGCCACGGCACCAUGGCAUGGCUGCACCUUAUGACCAGCACCAAACUUUCGAGGGCUCAGUGUCCCCAACCGACUCACAGGGGGCACAUAUUACAUACGACAUGAACAAUCUCGGCUCGCAGCCGCAAAAUUACCAGCUGGGAAUGGGCUCUCAGCUACCAUCACAAGGACGACCCAUGUCCACCAUGCAGAACAUUCCAGUCUCAGCUCCCCAAGAGUACCGAUCCUACCCAUAUGAGACUCCUUCGGCCAUUCCCUACACACAAGCCAAUACCUCCAACAUGAACCUUCCCGCCUCUUUCCCUUCUGAGUCUGGUCCUGCGGGACACGAUCAGAUGCAAACGCCAACUUUGGACCCUCUGCGAAAUAAAUUCGGGAACUCGUCUUACAACUAUCCUAACUAUAUUCAGCAGUGA
Molecule: messenger RNA, 1455 nt
Organism: Penicillium canescens
Lineage: Eukaryota; Fungi; Ascomycota; Eurotiomycetes; Eurotiales; Aspergillaceae
Product: homeobox domain-containing protein
Exons: 4
Coding region: 1-1455 (484 amino acids)
Biological process (GO): regulation of transcription by RNA polymerase II
Molecular function (GO): DNA-binding transcription factor activity, RNA polymerase II-specific; RNA polymerase II transcription regulatory region sequence-specific DNA binding
Source: RefSeq, a predicted model, not a curated record